GUCGAGGCGCGGUACCUGGUAACGGCCCAUCACCGAAACGACCAGAUCGAGACCGUUUUGCACCGCGUGUUUCGAGUAACAGGGGUGGCCGGUUUAGCCGGAAUUGCUGAAGCCAGGGAGUGGCUGCCAGGCGUUGGGCUUGUGCGUCCACUGCUACCGUUUGCCCGGGAAGAAAUCGUUGCGUAUCUGAAUGAGAUCGAUCAGCCGUGGCGCGAAGACGCCACCAACGCGACCAACGACUUCACGCGAAACCAAAUUCGGAACGAACUGCUUCCUUAUUUACGCGAGAUGUUUGGCGAUUCAAUCGACGCUUCGAUCUGGCGACUUUCGCAGCAAGCGGCCGAUUGCCAGGAAGUGAUUGACGACUGGGUAUGUAACCAAAUGGACAAUGCGGUCAUGUUUCCAGAGACCGCGGUGGUUCAUGUCGACCUGCGAAAGCUGGCCGGAGAGCGUCCUUACCUGGUUAGGGAACUUCUGGUGGCGAUCUGGCGAAAGCAACAGUGGCCACGCCAAGAGAUGACUCAGCAGCAUUGGCAAAAGCUAAGCGAUUUGGUCACCGCCGAUACCGAUGGUGUGGCCGAUGUGCUCCCAGGCACGAUUCGCGCGGCGAAGUUGGUGCUCGAAGAAGAUUGGUCGAGCGGCUCGAUCGACGAAAAGAAGUGGUACGUCUAUCGCAAGCGAUGGGGCAACGGCAACCAUGGCGUGGUGCCGGAAAACGUGACGGUUAAAACCGAUGUGGUGAACGGCCAAAAAAAGAACGUGCUCGUUUGUACUGCCCAUGGCGACCAAUACGACGGCGAUGUAAUUGGCUGGUGGGGCAACAAGACACGCGUCGGAGGUGUGAUCGUUAGCCAUCAACACUUCGCGUCCGGUCGAUUCGAGAUGGUCGUGAAAGUGGGUGAUCAGACGCCGCACGAAGGUGGCCCAAAAGAUCCUACGCAGCCGAAAGGAUGCAUUCCGGCACUGUGGACUUAUAGCUACCGCUGGGUCGAGGGAGAUAAGAACCGCAAGGACGAGUUUCAAGCCGAGACGCCGAUGUACAACCCCCACAUUCCAGCUUAUGGCCUGGCCGCGAAUGAGUAUUGGUCGGAGUUAGACUUCCCGGAGUUCGGCAAGCAAGGAAACUUCACCGAUGCGAUGUACAACACGUUUCUCCAAAACCGACAUGACAAUCGCUUCUUCAAGGUUCCCCAGGCCGUCGAUGGCGAGUACCACACGUUCGUCACGGAAUGGCGAACCCAUCUGCAACCGAUGCCUGGCAUUAAGGACGACCAGGUGAUCGAAUCGGAAGGGUUCUACUGGAUUCAAGACAAGUCGGUGCCGUUUGAAACGUAUCUGGGCAACCCGCUGAAGAAGCUGGGCGAAAACGAAUAUGCGUUGUACGCAGGCAAGAUCGCUACGCACUACAUCGACGGCGAGAAAGUCGCGGAAAACGACAAGUGG
This is a messenger RNA of Symbiodinium sp. CCMP2456, 1443 nucleotides long. The record is from the annotation of a GenBank genome assembly. NCBI's taxonomy places the organism in Eukaryota, Dinophyceae, Suessiales, Symbiodiniaceae.